Molecule: messenger RNA, 642 nt
Organism: Acyrthosiphon pisum (pea aphid)
Lineage: Eukaryota; Metazoa; Arthropoda; Insecta; Hemiptera; Aphididae
Exons: 1
Coding region: 1-642 (213 amino acids)
Source: RefSeq, a predicted model, not a curated record
AUGUUUACCGAAAUAAGAAUUGUUCAUCCAGGUUUAUAUUGGCAUAAUGGCUUAAAAAAAUGUCUUGUAAAGUAUUUAACUGUAAUUAACCAGCAGGAAAAUGAGUCCAACCAACUUGAUCUAAUUAUAAAUAUAGAUGGAUUACCUAUAAGUAAAUCAUCAAAUAGUCAAUUUUGGCCAAUUUUAGGUAGUAUAUUUAAAACAAAUUAUGUCUUUCAAAUUGGUUUAUAUAAUGGUUACAAUAAAAAGCCAUCUGACAUUCAUCAAUAUUUGGAUGACUUUAUUAGUGAAACUAAUCAAUUAAUCGGUAGUGGCUUAACUUAUAAAGGACAACAAUAUAAUGUUUGUGUAAAAAUUGUUUGUGCUGACGCACCUGCAAAAGCUUACAUUAUGAAUGUCAAACAUCACAGUGGUUAUUCAAGCUGCUCUAAAUGUGAUGUUGAGGGUGAAUAUAUAAGAAAUAGAGUGUGUUUUCCUGAUUUUAUUGGUAAUAAAAGGACUGACAUAGAUUUCUUAGAGCAUAAAGACACUGAUUAUCAUCAAGGUACAAGUCCACUUGAAAAGUUACAGGAUUUUGGACUUGUAAGCAAUGUUCCAUAUGAUUAUUUGCAUUUAGUUAAUUUGGGUGUGUUUAAAAAAUGA